AUGCAGGAAAUUAAAAUAACUGAAAGUCCAGAACGAACUUCAAGAAGAUCAGUAACGCCGCACACCCGGCUUCUAUCUUCUGAUAAUUUUUCAUCAACAAAUACCAGAUCAGAGACCCCAUCUCGAAAAAGUUUGGCAUCUGAAAGAUAUCAUCAAAGGAGUACAGUUUUUGACGCCACCAUUGAGCAAUCGUCAAUUGACCAAGGUUUUAUGACUCCAACCCAUGUAACUAUAGACUUAAAUAGAUCUCCUACCAAGCAAAGAAUAACAAGGACUUUUUCGUCAACGGUCUUUUUACCUCCAGAGCCAGUAGUUUUAACGGUCAGUCCAUAUAAGCCUAAAGAUCACAGUGUUCAUGAUUUAUUUGGCAGCGAAGAAAUAGAAUGGCACUCUAAAAGAAACACAAUCCCUGGCUAUGAGCCUAAUUUUCAGCCAAAAUACAAAGAAAUUAACCCAACGGUCACAAAAAACGAAGACAUGUAUGGAAAAGCUUCAGAGUCCUGUGUCCCUAAAAGUGAAUUGGAAGAAAUUCCUCCCUCAAAUUUGACUGCAAAAGAUGUGUACAUUAAAAGGCAUCCUUCUGACAGAGAAAUGAGCCCUUCAGCUAGGAAGUCUCUUGAUAUAGUAUCCCAAGUUUUCCCACAAGAAAAUGAAAGGAUUAAGAAAGUAACUAUAAAAGAAGAACCACAAAAUAAUAUAAAAUCUAUAAAAAGAGAAGAACCUCAAAAAAAUGCAAAAAUAAGAGAAUAUAACUCACUCACACCAAGGAUUAUGAGAUCAGAAAGAUUUGAGGAAUCACAAAAUACCCCUUGCAGGGUUAGGCUGAUUAAAAGACCUCACAAAUAUGAUGAGAACACAGAAAUAAAUAUACCAAAAACUACAAGAGAAAGCCUUGAAGAGCCAAAAGAAGGAAUCAAGCCGAUUCAAAAGCCUCAGCAAAGCAAUGCUCAGUGCCAAGCUAUAAUCGCUAAGGAGCUCAAAAUGAGAGAGUUAAAUCUUACAAAUAUUCCUUACGUAAAAGAUGAGCAUAAAUUUGAAGAUUUUGAGCUCACAGGACUAUCUCCAAAUACAGAUGAAAGAAAUAUCAGAGACCUUUGUAAGGGUGUCCAUGUUGUAAAUAUAUACAGGCUUAUAAUAAAUGUAAAUAUUUUUAAUAAUAGCUGAUUUUGAUAUAUAAAUACUAAUAAAUAAGAUUAUUCAUUAUAAAUAGCAUAACCCCUCGCUACAAUAAUAUCACUGGAGAAUGCACUGGCUCAGCAAUUUUAUCACUAAGAUAUCAGCCUAUGUACAAGUCAAUUGAAAAUCUCCAAUUAAAUUGUCUUGAAAAAGGCUUGACCUUAUCCCCUUCUAAAAAAGACGUUGGGAAAAAAAAUAACUACACAGAGCUAUCUACAAGAAAAUUUUUAGACAAUAUUUUGAAGCCUGAAGAAAAAAGAAUUAUUGAUAAAUACGCAACUCCGAGGGUGCAGAGACCAGAUUUAGUUUCUUCAGAUGACGUCUAUGGAAGCAGUCCAGGUGUUGGAAGAAUCAGUUAUUUUACUCCAAAAUCGCCUGACAAAAUGAGAGCGUCACUGGACUCUUGAAGCAAGGUAAAAAACACUCCUUGCAAAAGCCCAAUGAGGUCGACAUCCAGAAUGAGAACAGCCAACUUUAUGAAAAAUACAAUUUCGUCCUGUAAUAAACUGAAAAAGGUGUAA
Molecule: messenger RNA, 1697 nt
Organism: Blepharisma stoltei
Lineage: Eukaryota; Ciliophora; Heterotrichea; Heterotrichida; Blepharismidae
Source: the annotation of a GenBank genome assembly